Centropristis striata (black sea bass) is the source of this 857-nucleotide messenger RNA. RefSeq names its product polyamine-modulated factor 1 (gene pmf1). The record is from RefSeq and is a predicted model, not a curated record. The transcript has 5 exons. Bases 48 to 743 code for a protein of 231 amino acids. Lineage: Eukaryota; Metazoa; Chordata; Actinopteri; Perciformes; Serranidae. Gene Ontology annotation, biological process: chromosome segregation. Gene Ontology annotation, cellular component: MIS12/MIND type complex.
UCGCCGUAGAUUGGGCGGGUAAUACAAAACGUAAACAAACGGAGAAAAUGGGGGAAAGCGAAGCUGCAGCUAAACAGGAGACUGUAGAUAAAGUUUGUGUUAGAGAUUCAUGUGAAAGCCAGGUGAAUGAAAGUACGGGAGAAGUUUCCUCACAGAUGUCAAACCCUGGGUCAGUUAGUCAGCCUUCCGAGGAGACGGAGGCUCGCUACAACCGGCUCAAGUUGUUCGACAAGGUGAUGCAGAAAAGCCUGGAAAAGUUCGUCGAUCUUGCCAGUUUUAACAGAUUUGCCAGCAUGUUUCGUCCGCUGUACAAGAAGAACCCGCAGAGGAUGGAGAGCAUUCAUAAGCAGUUCAUUGCGGAGUUGCAGAAGUCUAUACAGGAUGACAUCAGCAGAUUGAUCGAAGAAGGAAAGUUAGAGUCCAAACUGAACGAGCUGGACAAGCUGGAGAAGGCUGCCGAAAACAAACCAGACCCUGCAUGGCGGCCAAGUGGGGUUCCUGAGCAGGACUUUUGCAGCUUUUUGAUGCCAUACUAUCAAAAGCAGGAGGCUUACAUGCGACUGGAGCUGAAAAAGAUUCAAGCAGAGAAUGCCGCCCUUGCACAGCAGGUCCAGGCUGGAAGAGAGAGUGUUGCUCAGGCUGAACAUCAUAUUUCUGCUGCUGUUGAUGAGUGGAAGGUUUCGGUCACAGAGUUUGAAAGGCUGGCAUCUUCUCUCUGCCCUGCUGAUGUCUUUGAAGUGUGAUCUUCAAAUGAUUUGACCUGCAGAUAUAUCAACUAACUUAACUGUACAUAUUGAUUCUGUUUACUGUGGUUGUUUGCUUGAAUAUAAAUAAAGUUGAAGUCUUGGAUAUAAAAA